AGCAUAAAAAUACUAACGCACGUAAUUAUUAAACAGAACUUAUGAAAAGAAAAAAUAGUUUUAGUGGUUAAAUAGGCCGGAGUCUGUCCUAGCUAACAUAGUAUGAGUUAAUUAAAAAACACAAAUAUUAAAAGACAAUUACCCAUAUUGUAUAUCAUACAUAUUUAAAAUGGACCUCUGAUGCUCAUCUCCAGCUCCAGGGUAGCUUUGCAUGAUUUACGGUUCAAAAUAUUGUGGCGAGCUCAGACAAGGAGGAGACAGAGGUAUCGUUUGGUCUUGCUUCCCGCAGUUAGCCAGGGAGCACAGCCGUUUAUUUGCAUUCAACAGGAGAACACAGCCACUAGCCCAACUGCUCGGCGCAGCACUAGCAUAACAACAAUAAUAAGAAAAAAAGGUGCCCUCUCUCCCAGAAAACACACAGUCGCAGAGAGAGCCCGUCACAUGGUAACCAUGGCAACAUAAUGCUGCUGCCAACAGAACACAGCUGUCAAACAAAACCCAAGCAGCCCUGACCCGCUACAAUAUCCUGAAUCAUCUGCUCCGUGGAGCAGACCCUCAGUUAAUCUGUCCUCAGACUUUCUUUAGAUUGGCUGCCCCUCACAAACAGACAGGUUUUAACAGCUGGUCUGAGGCUAAUGUGCUCACAGCACUAUAUCAGGGGUAUGCCCUCUGUCUGCCUAAAUAAUAGAUGCAGGAAGCGAAAGAUUUCAAAGACUCUGGGUGUCACGGCUUGGGGGAUCAGUGAGACGCUGAUCGGCCUUUUCUUCCUUUUCUCUCUCUCACUCUCUCUCUCUCUCCUCUCCUCUGUCGCCAGGGCGGAACUCAUUGCGGGUUCACGCCCACGGAAGGGAACACACCUGAUGCCCAUCAAGAUGAGCGGCAUUUAAGCCAGGAGAAGACUGCUGGAUCGUUGUCUACCAUGCACCUCCUGGAUUACCUUCACCAGACCUUUCCUCCAUGCCACCCGUCUACCAUGAUCUCAAACAGACCCGGCUCUCGUAAUGUCAAACCCGAUGCCCUCUCACGCCAAUUCGCCGCCUCCGAAGACGCUGCCCAGGACGCCCCCAUUCUUCCUCACACGUGUGUUGUCGGGGUCCUAACCUGGGAGAUUGAGUCAGCUAUUCGAGAGGCCCAACGGACGGAACCGGACCCUGGUACGGGUCCCCCGGGCCUACUUUUUGUUCCCUGUACUGUCAGAUCACGAGUUCUGCAUUGGGCACAUACUGCCAAGUUCACCUGCCACCCUGGGGUCCACCGCACCAUUACCUUCCUCCAACGCUUCGCCUGGUGGCCGUCUUUAGCUAAGGACGUCCGCGAAUACAUCCCCGCCUGUCCUACAUGCGCUCAAAAUAAAAACGUCAAUCAGCCAUCCUCCGGCCUUCUCCAACCUCUACCGACCCCUGGUCGUCCGUGGUCUCACAUUGCAGUUGACUUCAUCAAGGGCCUCCCUACCUCAUCAGACAUCGUCUCUGAUAGAGGGCCGCAGUUCACAUCACGGGUCUGGAAAGAAUUCUGCAACGCCCUCGGAGCACAGCAGCAUCUACGGAGGUGUCGACGUGCCUGGAGAGCCACCCGGGCCGCCCUUCUUCGCUCAGCUGAUCGCAAUAAGCGCCUGGCGGACCGUCAUCGGACCCCCGCACCUGCCUACGCCCCGGGACAAAAGGUUUGGCUGUCUACCAGAUUCGUUCCUCUCCGGGCUGAGUCAAAGAAACUGUCCCCCACCUUCAUUGGUCCGUUUGUUAUAGACUCUCUGGUUAACCCGGUUUCUGUCCGUCUCAAAUUGCCCCGAAACAUGCGGAUCCAUAACGUGUUUCAUGUGUCUCAAGUGAAACCCUGCCUGUCCAGUCCUUUGUUUCACUUCAACUAAACUUUCUGUUUUAUUUGGUGCUAAUGACCCCGAUUGGUUAUACAUAAUGUACAUAAUUUUGCAUGUUUAGAUUUUUAAUGGUAAAAUGUUGUUUUCAGAUCUUUCUCCUCAACGUGCAGUUUUCUGAAAUCUGAUAUUAAGAGUGCCAAACGGCUAUAACAGUGAUGCACGCAUAAAAAAGAGCUGAUGUGGAAAGUUGAAGCAGUCAUUGCAUCAAGAACAGCACAAGUUUUUCAGUGAUAAUAUGCUGACAUGUUAAAAAAAUACCAUAAUAAACAUAUUAAAAAUA
This is a messenger RNA of Oreochromis aureus, 2156 nucleotides long. RefSeq lists its product as uncharacterized. The transcript has 5 exons. The coding region runs from base 920 to 1867 and encodes 315 amino acids. The record is from RefSeq and is a predicted model, not a curated record. NCBI's taxonomy places the organism in Eukaryota, Metazoa, Chordata, Actinopteri, Cichliformes, Cichlidae. Gene Ontology annotation, molecular function: nucleic acid binding.